Molecule: messenger RNA, 525 nt
Organism: Lathyrus oleraceus (garden pea)
Lineage: Eukaryota; Viridiplantae; Streptophyta; Magnoliopsida; Fabales; Fabaceae
Exons: 1
Coding region: 1-525 (174 amino acids)
Source: RefSeq, a predicted model, not a curated record
AUGUUUUCCGCCACUGCAAUGUCAUCCUCUAUCGUCGUCUCUUCAACGGUUGGAAUGUCCCCAUCCACUAUUGCUUCGAAAAAAUUAGAUUUUCACCCGGCCCUUGUUGUCACUAACAUCAAAAAUAACAUUCCAUUUAUGCUAGAGAUGGAUAAUGAUCACUACACUAUGUGGGCUGAACUAUUUGAAAUUUAUGCUCGUGCCCAUAAGGUUCUCGAUCACAUCAUUCCUCAAUCAGACAAAGAAAUAUCGUCAUCCACUAAUGCUAAUUUUGAAAUGCGGACAAUUAUUGAUUUCACGGUUAUUCAAUGGAUUUAUUCCACCAUCUCCAUUGAUCUACCUACCACCAUUUUGGAAAAAGGAUCCACUGUUAUGGCUAUUUGGAACCUUUUGGUGAUCAUCUUCGAAGACAAUCAAAAUUCUUUUGUUGUUGCCCUCGAACAUGAUUUCUCAUUCACUCGCAUGCAGGAUUUUUCUAAUGUUUCUGUCUAUUAUCAGCAUCUCAAACAACUCUUGAUCAGUUGA